Molecule: messenger RNA, 777 nt
Organism: Fusarium sp. VM40
Lineage: Eukaryota; Fungi; Ascomycota; Sordariomycetes; Hypocreales; Nectriaceae
Source: the annotation of a GenBank genome assembly
AUGUCCCCCACGUCACUCAACGAGACAGACAUCAGCGAGCAACUCGCUGAUCUCUCUGCAGGAUUAUCUUCACCCUACACCGCCAUGGAGAACCUCCACGCUCAGGCUGACCAUCUCUCCAAUUACUCUACCCCAGAGCACUUCCAGACCAUUACAGAAGCAUGGAAUGAGUUCUGCAGCUGGUGGCAGAAGCCGCAAAACAUCAUCAUGAUCGCUUGUCUUUCCCUGAUGCCCGUUCUUCUCCUCGUCGUUUACGCUUUGCUGAAAGGGGACACGUGGGGAUGGGGCUGCCUCACACCUCUGGGUUUCAACAAGAACAAGAAGGAUGAUUCCCUGCACUCCACUUACACAACCCGACGAUCUCAACGACGUGCUGAAGGCUGGCAGCAGGUUCACCCUCCUCAGAGCCGUGUCCGGAGAAUGGAACCUCGACAGACUGAUUACCCACCUCGCAAGGGAGAGCUUCUGGAUAAUGAAGACAUCCCCCUCACACCCUUGGAAACUCCUUACGAUAGCACAUGCAACACCUUCACUCGUCACUACUCUCGUCUGUUUGAACAUGAAUCUGACAGCAUCCCACAAGACAACUAUAGGAUACCGGCGAGUCAAGUUCAGCAGAGCUCUAGCGGCCAUGGCACUCACACACCUCCUACACCACCGCAUAACCAGACAUCUCCUCCGCAGGACAGGGAUUUGACGGCUCAGAGACCAUCGUCUCGCUCGUCUGAUGAGGCGCCUCCGCCUCCUUAUGAAAACGUAGGACUAGAUAAAAAGUAG